UGGGGAAAAAGAGAACUGUAACCACCCAACUUGUCUCGCAAACUAUGUGUAGACAAAUUUCCCGUGCAACGCGCGAGUAAAAAACACUAGUAUAAUAAAAAUAGAGCACAUAUUAAACACAUGACUUGUGAGUUCAGAGUACAUACUGCAAGGUGCAAGCAACUCUGUUCCUUUUGUUGACUCUUGUCUGAAUUGUAAUCUAGUCACUUGUUCUUGUGAUCAUGGCAGCAAUAUUGGUGGGAGGAGCUUUCCUCGGUGCAUUCCUUAAUGUUGUUUUCGACAAGCUUGCUUCACCUGAGGUUGUCAACUUCAUCCGAGGCAAGAAGCUUGGCCCUUUACUUGACAGGAUGAAGACAACUCUCACAGUGGUCAAAGCUGUGCUCAAUGAUGCUGAGAAGAAACAGAUCAGUGACUCUGAUGUCAAAGACUGGCUCGAUGAACUCAAACAUGUUGUCUACAUGGCUGAUGACUUGAUGGAUCAUGUUUGUACCAAAGCUGCUGCUGCUGCUGCAGCUGCAACUCUAAAAAAGGUAACUCCUAACUUGUUCUCUCGCCUUUUCAAUUCACAACAUCAGAAGAUGGCUUCAAGAUAUCGCCCUUUCAAUACACAAGAUCGGAGGAAGAUAGCUACUAGGUUGGAAGAAAUAGUUGACAAGCUAGAGCAUAUCUUAAAACUAAAAGAGAGUCUUGAUCUCAAAGAGAUUGCAAUGGAUAAUUCCUCAUCCAGAGUUCCCUCAACAUCUGUGCCAGAUAGAAAUAUAUAUGGGAGGGAUGAAGACAAGGAGGCUAUAAUCAAGUUAUUGUUAGAUGAUAAUAAUGAAGGUGAAGAUGUAUCUGUGAUCUCUAUUGUGGGCAUGGGUGGUGUCGGAAAGACCACUCUAGCCCAAAUGAUAUACAGUGAUGACAGUUUGAAGCAAAAUUUUGAUUUAAAAGGAUGGGUUUGUGUUUCUGAAGCAUUUGAUAUCAUGGGAGUUACAAAAACUUUAACAGAGGCACUUACUCAACAAGCUUGUCAAAUCAAUGAUCUAAACUCACUUCAAGAAAAAUUGGUUGAAAAGCUGAAGGAAAAAAAAUUCUUAAUUAUUUUGGAUGAUGUUUGGAUCGAAGAUUAUGAUAGUUGGAAUCUUCUUAGAAAACCUUUGCGAUAUGGGAUGAGGGGAAGUAAAAUUCUUGUAACAACCCGUAGUGAAAAGGUUGCAUCUGUAGUCCAAACUGUUCAAACUUACAAUUUAAGCCAACUAUCAAAUGAAUGUUGUUGGUUAGUAUUUGCAAACCAUGCUUGUCUUUCCCCAGGAUCAGGUGAGAAUACAACAGAUCUAGAGAAAAUUGGCUUGGAGAUUGUUAAGAAGUGUAAGGGAUUGCCUUUAGCUGCACAAUCACUUGGAGGUUUAUUGGGAAGAAAGCGUGAUAUUAAGGAUUGGAAUAAUGUGCUGAAUUGUGACAUUUGGGAAUUAUCUGAAAGUAAGAUUAUUCCAUCAUUGAGAAUUAGCUAUCAUUAUCUCCCUCCUUACUUGAAACGCUGCUUUGUUUACUGUUCAUUAUACCCAAAAGAUUAUGAAUUUAUGAAAAGUGAUGUGAUCCAGUUGUGGAUGGCUGAAGAUCUUUUACCACCACCGAAAAAGGGCAAGACUCUAGAAGAAGUUGGUGAUGUUUUUUUUGAUUAUUUAGUUUCAAGCUCAUUUUUUCAACGCUCAAGUACUCCGGGGAAGGGGAAGGAGGAGUAUUUUGGGAUGCAUGAUCUCAUGCAUGAUUUGGCAACAUUUCUUGGCGGGGAAUUCUACUUUAGAUCAGAUGAUCUUGGGGAUGAAAAUACUAUUGGUAGCAAAACUCGUCAUUUGUCAUUCGACAAUUUCAGUAGUCCCAACUCAGAAAACUUUGGGGUCUUAGGUAAUGCUAAAUUCCUAAGAACAUUUUUUAGGAUUAACGAUAAAAAAUCUGUAUCCGAGAAUGACGAGGUACUAUGUACUGAGGUGUUGAGUUUUGAGUACUUGAGAGUUUUAUCAUUUCGUUCCUUUGGAAAUCUCUUUGCAUUGCCUGAUUCUAUAGGUGGAAUGAUCCAUUUGCGUUAUUUGGAUCUCUCCGGGGCAGAAAUAGAGUCAUUACCAGAGUCAUUGUGUAAUUUGUAUAAUCUGCAAACGUUGAAGCUAGAGGAUUGUGGUGCGCUUACUAUGCUACCUUGUGGCAUGCAAAAACUUGUAAACUUGCACUAUCUUGGUAUUUCUAGAACAUGUAUAAAGGAGAUGCCCAAAGAAAUGAGCAAAUUAAAGCAGUUGCGACAUUUGCCUUACUUCAUUGUGGGCAAGCAUGAAAAGAUCAAGAUCAAUGAGCUGGGAGGGCUUUCAAAUCUUGGUGGGCAGUUUACAAUUUACCAAUUGGAGAAUGUUGAGAAUGGUAGUGAAGCGUUGGAGGCAAGGAUGAUGGAUAAGAAGCACAUUCAGCAUUUAGUACUGGACUGGCCUUCCGAUAAGGGUUGUAUCGAUUCCCAAACCGAAGUUGAUAUACUUUGCAAGUUAGAGCCUCACCAAGACCUUGAGUCCCUGGAGGUAAAAGGCUACGGAGGUACCAGAUACCCUGAUUGGAUUGGAAUGUCUUGCUACCACAAUAUGACUAGGAUAAGGUUGUCUGGUUGCAAUAAUUGUAUUACUCUCCCUUCACUUGGACACCUCCCAUCUCUCAAGGACCUGGCAAUUUCAGAUUUUAAUACGUUGGAGACUAUUGAUGCCAGUUUUUUCAACAAGAAUAAUGAUGACUCUUUGUUGACACCUUUUCCCUCACUUGAAUCUCUUGAAUUUAUAAGGAUGCCUUGUUGGGAGGUGUGGAGUUGUUUUGAGCCACAUGCUUUUCCUCAGCUUAAGCGUCUAAGAGUACAACAUUGUCCAAAAUUGAGGGGAGAUUUGCCGAGUCACCUCCCUGCUCUAGAAGAACUUGAUAUUCAAAAGUGCGAGCAACUUACUUGUUCUCUCCCAAUGGCUCCCUCCAUGCGCCUACUAGUUAUAAAUGAUGUCAAUAAAGUAGUAUUGCAAGAUUUUCCUCUCCUAAAACAUUUGACAUUGAAAGAUUGCUCGUCUAUGAUGUCAUUUCUGGGGGAUUGCUUACCUGCAUCACUGAUGACUCUGGAAAUUGAGAGAUGUAGAGAACUAGAAUUCCCUCAGCAGCAGCAACAGACACUCGAGUUACUAGAGAUACUGCAAAUACAGAGCAGCUGUGAUUCGCUCAUGUCUCUCCCACUGGAGGCUUUUCCAAAUCUCAAAAAACUAUACAUCUCAGACUGUGUAAAUCUGGAAUCUAUUUCAGUGUCACACUCACGGGAUUUUACUCUUCAAAAUCUGAGAGAUCUUCAUAUCUCCAAAUGCCCCAAUUUAGUAUCAUUGGCAAGAGAAGGAUUGGCUGCGCCCAGAAUGACUGGCUUCAGGGUUUCCGGGUGCGACAAGGUAGAGUCAUUGCCUCCUCGGAUGAAUACUCUUCUCCCAAACUUGGUACUUCUUUCGAUAGCUUACUGUCCAAGAAUUAAGUCGUUUCCUGAAGAAGGUUUGCCGCCUAGCUUGACAACAAUUGUGAUCAGGAAUAGCACGAAACUGCUGAGCUGCCUAGCAUGGCCAUCCAUGGACAAGCUUACCUACCUCCAGAUAUACGGUCCAUGUGAUGGGAUAAAGUCCAUCCCAAAAGAGGGGUUGCUGCCUUCCUCCCUGAAGUCACUAUUACUAUAUGAUUUCUCAAGUCUGGAGACGUUGGAUUGCAAAGGGCUUCUCCACCUCACCUCCCUCAAACAGUUAACAAUUGAGAAAUGUCCAAAGCUGGAGAACAUGGCGGAAGCAAAGCUUCCUACAUCUCUAACUGAACUUGACAUCUCUGAAUGCCCUUUGCUGGGAGAACAGUGCCGCGUGAAGCACCCUCAAAUUUGGCCCAAAAUUUCCCACAUCCACCGCAUUCAGGUUGAUUCCAAAGUAAUUUCAUGAGCCCUGAUUAUCAACAGGAAAUGAGCAGAUUUUCAAAGGAAAUACAGGGCAAAAGGUUGCUUAAUGCUUACUAUUCUCAAGAUUGGAAGAAGAAAUAUAAAACACAGACCUGUUAUGGUUAUAUUGCCUGGAGAAGAUACAUGUACCCAUGAAUUUGCAAUCAACUUUGAACAAGAUCUGAAGGGAAAUUUUGGUUUACAUGACAUGAAACAUUCUCAGUAACUGAUUAUUUACUCGAGAGGCUUCUCAACGGAAAUUGAUGCAAUAUUUAUGUUACCAAAUCUGCAAAAAGUGAGCAAUUUUCAAAAGCAAUACACACACGUGUGGGAAACAAUCUUUGAUCAAAUUUAAGCUAAGAGUGUUGUUUUUCAUCCUUAAGAUCAGAAGAAGAAAUGAAAUACAUGUAUCCGGUAUGCAACAUCAUUAUAAAUAGUUCAAUAUAAAGCUACGUCUCUGGAAAAUGAGCAUAGUCAUAUGUGGAAUUUUAUUUUUAAUAUCUCAGUAUAUCAGCAACAACCUGUGGUUGUUUCUUCAUCAUAGCUAUGUUAAGGUUAAUUGGCUUGGUGAAGCUAGCUGGUCCUGCCGAGGGAUCUGAGAUCAACUUUGAACAGGAGCUGAUUUGAAAUUUUGAUUUAGUUGACAUGAAAUAUUGUCAAUAGCUGAUUAUUUACUUGGGAGGCCAUUCAGUGGAUACAAUGUUUUACCAAUUUUGUCAAUUUACACAUUAGAAUUUUGAAGACCACUAUAUGUGAUGUGUUUCUGAUGCUUUAAAGAUUACGGAGACCCUACAUUCUGUAGAUCCAGCACACCGAGGAACUUUUUCCCUUCCUAGACUCCUUAGAGGCAUGGGAUUCUCCAUUUUGAAAUGCUCCCCAUUUAUUGACUGUUCUUUACAUCAGAGACUCUGCAAUACAUCAAGCUUAUCAAAAUAUCCUCCCAGCAAGGAGAUUGGCGCUUGAAUUGCGGGGAUGAAGCAACCAAAAGACAAGGAGCUGUUGGAGAAAGGGAGCAAGAAGUUGGCUGGGGGUAAGAUAAGAAAAAGGAACUAGGGCCCAUGUCACAGCAAAAGGCAAUGCGGACUUAGGAGUAUGAUACAGCAAGGGCAACGUCAGGCAAGAUGGCUUAAACCGGGGCAUGGAAGAUUUAAGCUUAAUUUUGAUGGGAGUAGUCUUGGCAAUCGUGGAAAUGCUGGUGGAGGUGGUUUACUUCGUCAUGGUUCAAGCAACUUCAUUUUUGGCUUUUCAAAUUUUUUGGCAGUUGCUCGAAUAAUGAAGCUGAGUUACGCGCUAUUCUUGAAGGCUUACUUGUGUUAUGCUGGUAUUGGCAUUGAAUGUGAUUCUAAUAUUGUUAUCAGCUGGAUUGUUUUGGCUCGUAGUGGUGCUAGUGGAACCAGCUUCUUCUUUACCAAUGCGGAACAUCUCCCUAGGCUUAUAAAAAGUUUGAUUAGGUUAGAUAAAAUGGGUAUUGUUUAUGUUAAGACUUGUUUAGUUUGUUCUUUUGACUUUGCUUUUUGUAUUUUGUUUGUUUUGAUACUUGGGAUAUUGUUUAGUUUUUCUUUGUGUAAAUCCCUAUUGUCUA
Messenger RNA from Lotus japonicus, 5534 nucleotides. Its product is annotated as putative disease resistance protein At3g14460. The transcript is spliced from 7 exons. Bases 222 to 3956 code for a protein of 1244 amino acids. The record is from RefSeq and is a predicted model, not a curated record. Gene Ontology annotation, biological process: defense response to other organism. Lineage: Eukaryota; Viridiplantae; Streptophyta; Magnoliopsida; Fabales; Fabaceae. Gene Ontology annotation, molecular function: ADP binding.